Molecule: messenger RNA, 1226 nt
Organism: Babjeviella inositovora NRRL Y-12698
Lineage: Eukaryota; Fungi; Ascomycota; Pichiomycetes; Serinales
Product: TFIIH complex serine/threonine-protein kinase subunit
Exons: 2
Coding region: 10-1053 (347 amino acids)
Biological process (GO): positive regulation of transcription by RNA polymerase II; protein phosphorylation
Cellular component (GO): nucleus; transcription factor TFIIH holo complex; transcription factor TFIIK complex
Molecular function (GO): RNA polymerase II CTD heptapeptide repeat kinase activity; cyclin-dependent protein serine/threonine kinase activity; ATP binding
Source: RefSeq, a predicted model, not a curated record
CAUCCAACCAUGUCUAUAGUUGCAGUAAAACUGGUGCGGAAGCCAAAACAUACAUAUAUUAAGGAGAAAAAGGUCGGUGAGGGUACCUACGCGGUGGUGUACCUCGGAAAGCAGGAAGGCACCAAGCGUGACAUUGCGAUUAAAGAGAUUAAAACAUCCGCAUUUAAAGACGGCUUGGACAUGUCGGCCAUCCGUGAGAUGAAAUUUCUUCAGGAGUUGAAGCAUGUAAACAUCAUCGAGCUUGUGGAUGUGUUUUCCACCUCCGACAACCUCAACCUCGUGCUCGAGUUCUUACCGGCAGACUUGGAAAUGUUGAUCAAAGAUAAGGCGGUGAUUUUUACUCCGGCAGAUGUCAAAAGCUGGCUUCUCAUGACGUUGCGUGGCGUCCACCACUGCCACCGAAACUCCAUCUUGCACCGAGACUUGAAGCCCAAUAACUUGUUGCUCGCCCCAGAUGGUCAACUUAAGAUUGCAGAUUUUGGUCUUGCGCGGUCGCCAAACGCGCCACUGGACGAAUUGACAUCCAAUGUUGUCACCAGAUGGUACCGCGCGCCCGAGUUACUCUUGGGUACACGUUACUACACUGGUGCAGUGGACAUCUGGUCCGUGGGUAUCAUUUUUGCGGAACUCAUGUUGAGAACGCCGUACCUUCCAGGUCCGUCGGAUGCUGAGCAGUUGGAUGUCACGUUCAGAGCCCUAGGUACUGCCACUGAAGAUACCUGGCCCGGGGUGUCAUCACUUCCAGGCUACAACUCCUUGAAGAUCUACCCCCCACCCUCCCGGAACGAGUUGCGGAACCGCUUUUUGGCCGCCACUGAGAAAGCCUUGGACUUGUUGAUCUGGUUGACCACCAUGGAUCCGUCGAAGCGGUUUGACUCCAGCGAAGCCUUGUUGUCCGACUACUUCACCGAGAUGCCUAGACCGACCGAGUGCAGCCAUCUACCGAAAAAGAGCGGACAGGUGGACGAGGCUCUAAAAAGAAAGCGUGAGGAUGAAGCCCAGGAGGAGGCGAAGAAGAAGGAGUUACAGACAGCCAAAAGGAGAAAGGCGUAGACCAGGAGUUUGGUAUAACAAAUACUAUUUAUUAUUUUUGGCCCCCUUAUGAAGUUAUAUCUAACGUCUUGCUUCGAGCUGUUCUAGAUAUAUAUCAACAUCGAUUAUUCUGAGGUUUUAAAUGAAUAACACCCUGAAACAUAAAUCAUGGAAUGCAUGCUUUUGAUGCGAAU